UCGCAAACGCAUCAAGACGCGCUUCUAGAACACCAGGUCGUCGUACUUCUCUUUCUUUCGCUCCAAUGGAGGCGCCGCCCUUCUCGUCUUCGUCUCAGCUCCAGCACUGUGCUCAUCCCUUAUCUCGCAUACAUGGAGCAUGGAAUCGGAGAAAACCUAACCUCCAAUCGAAGAAGCAUUUCUCGAUCCGCGCUUCUUCGGCUGGAGAUUCGACGGUUACGUUGCUGGAUUACGGCGCGGGAAAUGUCCGGAGCUUGCGGAAUGCUAUUCGGUACCUUGGGUUUGAUGUCAAGGAUGUACAAAACCCAAAAGAUAUUCUCAAUGCUAAUCGUCUGCUCUUUCCUGGGGUUGGAGCCUUUGCAGCGGCAAUGGAAGUGCUAAAUCAGAAUGGUCUUGCUGAAGCAUUAUGUACCUAUAUUGAGAAUGACCGUCCCUUUCUGGGCAUUUGUCUUGGUCUUCAGUUACUUUUUGAGUCCAGUGAUGAAAAUGGACCAGUAAAAGGACUUGGUUUAAUUCCUGGUGCUGUUGGAAGGUUCGAUUCAGCUAAUGGCCUGCAAGUGCCUCAUAUUGGCUGGAAUGCUGUUCAAAUUUCUAAAGACCCAGGAAUUCUGGAAGGCACUGAGGGUCAUCAUGUCUAUUUUGUUCAUUCAUACCGUGCUAUACCUUCGGAAGCAAAUAAAAACUGGGUGUCAUCUACUUGCAACUAUGGUGAUCAUUUUAUUUCUUCAAUUGCAAUGGGUAAUGUCCAUGCGGUUCAGUUUCACCCGGAAAAAAGUGGAGAGGUUGGGCUUUCCGUAUUGAAGAAUUUUCUUGAUCCCUCACACUCUUCAAAGACAAAGAAAUGGGUCAACAAGAAAUCAUCAAAACUUGCCAAGAGGGUAAUAGCAUGCCUUGAUGUGAGGACCAAUGAUAAAGGAGAUCUUGUAGUGACUAAAGGUGAUCAAUAUGAUGUGAGAGAACACACAGAGGAAAACGAGGUAAGAAACCUUGGCAAACCUGUGGAUCUUGCAAGGCAGUAUUAUAAGGAUGGUGCUGAUGAGGUUAGUUUCUUGAAUAUAACUGGCUUCCGUGACUUCCCCUUGGGAGAUUUGCCAAUGUUGCAGGUACUGCGCCUCACUUCAGAAAAUGUUUUUGUACCAUUGACAGUUGGUGGUGGUAUAAGGGAUUUCACUGAUGCAAAUGGGAGGUACUAUCCAAGCCUAGAAGUUGCUGCAGAAUAUUUCAGAUCUGGUGCAGAUAAGGUCUCAAUAGGAAGUGAUGCAGUUUUUGCCGCUGAAGCAUAUUUAAGAACUGGGGUUAAAACCGGAAAGAGCAGUUUAGAGCAGAUUUCAAGAGUUUAUGGAAAUCAGGCUGUGGUUGUGAGUAUUGAUCCUCGCAGAGUGUACCUUAAGGGUCCUGAUGAUGUAAAAUUCAAGACUGUAAAAGUCUCUGCCCCAGGUCCCAAUGGAGAAGAAUAUGCAUGGUACCAAUGCACGGUCAGUGGUGGACGUGAGGGUCGAGAGAUUGGAGCAUAUGAGCUUGCAAAAUCUGUUGAGGAGCUUGGGGCUGGAGAAAUACUGCUUAAUUGCAUUGAUUGUGAUGGGCAGGGCAAAGGAUUUGAUAUAGACCUAAUCAAGCUUGUAUCUGAAGCGGUUACUAUCCCUGUAAUUGCAAGCAGUGGUGCCGGCAUUGUUGAGCAUUUCUCUGAUGUUUUUCAGAAAACUAGUGCUUCAGCUGCCCUUGCUGCUGGCAUUUUCCACCGCAAAGAGGUACCCAUAAAGUGUGUGAAAGAGCAUUUGUUAGAAGAAGGGAUUGAGGUCAGAUUGUAACAGGAAUAACUCUAAUUAUAGCUUGUACUAAAUAUAGCUUGUACUGGGAGUUACUAGCAUUACCUUACCUCCAGGAACCAUAUGCUUAAUUAGGGAUUUAUGCAUCCUUUCUGUAAGAAGAAAUCCAGCGUAUUUGGUUAUUUUCUUCUUAAUGUAUUCUCAUGGCUAUCAAAGUGCUGGAUAUUCGAACCAUAAUUGACUGCUACUCUGAAUUAUAACUAGAGUUUAUGUAUGAGAUCAUCAUGGAGAAAGUCCAUAAGGAAUAAUUUAUUUUAA
Dioscorea cayenensis subsp. rotundata (Guinea yam) is the source of this 2084-nucleotide messenger RNA. RefSeq names its product imidazole glycerol phosphate synthase hisHF, chloroplastic. Gene Ontology annotation, biological process: L-histidine biosynthetic process. Bases 66 to 1808 code for a protein of 580 amino acids. The record is from RefSeq and is a predicted model, not a curated record. Gene Ontology annotation, molecular function: imidazoleglycerol-phosphate synthase activity; oxo-acid-lyase activity. NCBI's taxonomy places the organism in Eukaryota, Viridiplantae, Streptophyta, Magnoliopsida, Dioscoreales, Dioscoreaceae. The transcript has 19 exons.